This is a messenger RNA of Cydia pomonella (codling moth), 1183 nucleotides long. Its product is annotated as aldo-keto reductase family 1 member B1-like. NCBI's taxonomy places the organism in Eukaryota, Metazoa, Arthropoda, Insecta, Lepidoptera, Tortricidae. Gene Ontology annotation, cellular component: cytosol. Gene Ontology annotation, molecular function: aldose reductase (NADPH) activity. The record is from RefSeq and is a predicted model, not a curated record. The transcript is spliced from 7 exons. Bases 149 to 1105 code for a protein of 318 amino acids.
UGUCAAAACAAAGUUUCCUGCGAGUUAUCUUUAUCUUUUCGCGUCUUAUGUUGUCUAGCGCUAUCAUUCUCUAUCAUCGCUAGUAGAAUUUGAGUUCAUCAGUGUUUUACUAUAUUUCAAGACGUUUCUAACUUUAUUUGCUUCUAAAAUGGCUUCAAAAGUGCCUAAAGUAGCAUUUAACAACGGAUUCGAAUGUCCAAUACUUGGCAUCGGUACAUGGAAGUCAAAACCCGGCGAGGUGACGCAAGCCGUGAAGGACGCCAUCGACAUCGGGUACCGCCACAUCGACUGCGCGUUCGUCUACGGGAACGAGCCAGAGGUCGGCGCUGCGCUCAGCGCCAAACUCCAGGACGGGACCGUCAAGAGAGAGGAUCUCUUUAUCACCUCCAAGCUUUGGAACACGUUCCACCGCCCAGACCUGGUGCGUGGCGCUCUGCUCAAGACCCUGGAGAACCUCGGCCUGCAGUACCUAGACCUGUACCUGAUCCACUGGCCUCAAGGCUACAAGGAAGACGGGGAUCUGUUCCCCGCGGACGCCUCCGGCAAGAUCCAGUUCUCGGACGUGGACUACGUGGCCACGUGGGCGGCGCUGGAGCCGCUCGUGGCGGAGGGCCGCGUGCGCUCGCUCGGACUCUCCAACUUCAACUCCAAGCAGGUCGCUCGGGUGCUGGAGGUCGCCAACGUCAAGCCCGUCGUCAACCAGGUCGAAUGCCACCCGUACCUCAACCAGCAGCGCCUAAAAGAGUUCUGCGAAGCUCGCGGCAUCAAGCUGACCGCCUACUCGCCCCUGGGGUCCCCGGACAGACCCUGGGCCAAGCCUGGGGAGCCGCUGCUCAUGGAGGACCCCAAGCUCAAGGCCAUCGCUGACAGACUCGGCAAGACCCCUGCUCAAGUGCUCAUCAGAUACCAGAUCGACCGCGGCGUCAUAGUGAUCCCGAAGUCCGUCAACAAGUCCAGGAUCGCCUCCAACUUCGACGUGUUCGACUUCAAGCUGUCCAAGGAGGACCUCGACCUGAUCGACUCUUUCAACGUGGACGGCCGAUUCGUUCCGAUGACCGCAUCUCUUGGCCACAAGUAUCAUCCUUUUGAAAACGACGAGUUCUAAACUAUCUGUAAUGGUUCUGUUAUAUGUAUAUUCUGUUAGUGCGUGCACAUUUUAUCUAUAAUAAAUUGUUAUAAUUAA